Suillus fuscotomentosus is the source of this 162-nucleotide messenger RNA. Its product is annotated as putative cystathionine gamma-lyase. Gene Ontology annotation, biological process: transsulfuration. Gene Ontology annotation, molecular function: cystathionine gamma-lyase activity; pyridoxal phosphate binding. The transcript has a single exon. The annotation marks the transcript as partial. The record is from RefSeq and is a predicted model, not a curated record. NCBI's taxonomy places the organism in Eukaryota, Fungi, Basidiomycota, Agaricomycetes, Boletales, Suillaceae. Gene Ontology annotation, cellular component: cytoplasm.
AUGGUUUCAUUCCGUGUACGUGGCGCAAGGAUUGCAGAGGCACAUUUGCCGAAACUGAAGUUGUUCACGCUCGCUAAGAGUUUGGGUGGUGUAGAGAGUCUUUCGGAGUUACCUGUGCGGAUGACGCAUGCGAGUAUCCCACCGACGGAGCGGGAGGGGUUG